AAACAGGGAGGAACGCGGGUGUAGGUGGAGGACCCGCGACUCGAGCCACAUCAGGCCGAGCUGAGGGCGUCCCUCUGCGGGGGAGCAGCGGGACGCGGCCCGGGCGGCGGUGAUGGAACCGGGCGGGGCGUCGCAGCGCAGCGGCCGGUCCGCGGAGACCUGCUGGAGGGGUCACAUCGUCCGGCAGCUGAAGCACCGGGACCGGAGCCAGAACGCCAUGUUCCAAGACCUGAUCCGGUUCUACACUCAGCUGCUGGAGAAAACCAGUCUGACCAAAGGACGUCUGAGCAGAUGCCCCUCGACCUAUGGCGGCGCCUCUCUCUCGUCUCUGCUGCAGCAGAACAGUGAGCUGAAGAAGACGACAGGAGAGUUGGCCUAUCAGGUGGUGGAGCUGCAGCAGCAGAUUGGCAGCAAAGAAUGUGUCCUGCAGGAGCAACGUGCCAGGCUGCAGGAGGAGGAGUCUCGGCUGACAGAUGCGUUUGAUGAACGUCAGGCACUGCAGGGGCGGGUGGAGCAGGUUAAGGUGGAGAACAGGAGACAGAAGACGGAGUAUGAUGCUCUGCUGGAGCGCCAGAGCAGGGUGGAGUCGAGGCUCAGGGAGGAGAAGGUUCAAGAAGAACACAAGCUGGAGGACAUGAUGUACCUGAAGAAGCAGGCUGCUGCCCACAUGAACAUCUGCAACAAACGCCGGUCCAGAGCUCGACAGGCGACCCUGCAGAAGGAGCUGCAGACAGCUGCCAAGUCAAAGGUCACCGUGGACAGUUCGUCCAGCGCUCCGUCCUCCAGGUCCACGUCUCCGAAGGCCGACCCGCAGGACGAGUCCAGCAGAAGAGCUCCAGCCUGUCUCUUCAGGUCGGUGUCGGCGACGUCACAGAGGAACCGAGCCUCCUUCUUUCCUUCGCUUCACCUGUUUGAGAGGAAGAGGCGGAGCUACUCAGUCAGCUUGGAGGAGGAUCAGCUGUUUCCUGUUGGGGUGUGUUUGUCAGCCAGAGUUCCUGCUAGAGCUCUGCAGGUCCUGGAGGCCCACGAGGAAGGCAUCAACGCCGUGCGGUUCAGCUUCGGCUCGGACCUGCUGGCCACCGGAGGGACGGACCGGGUCAUUAAGGUGUGGGAGGUCCGAGCAGGCUCACUGACCCACAGAACCACACUGGAUGGCAGCACCGAGGGCAUCACCUGCGUGGAGUUCGACCCCACGGGUCGAAGGAUCCUCGCAUCAUCUUAUGAUAGAUCGGCUCUGCUGUGGCAGCUGGACGCCUCUGUUCCCAAGGUGACUCUAACGGGUCACAGCAGGAAGGUAACAGCGGCCCGGUUCACCUGCAUCCCCCACCAGGUGGUGACAGGAAGUCAAGAUCGAACCGUCCGGCUGUGGGACCUUCACCGAGCAGCCUGUGUGCAGCAGGUGGAGGCGGGGUCAUACUGCACGGACCUGGUCUGUUCUGAGAGCAGCAUCAUCAGCGGACAUUAUGACUCCAAGAUCCGAGUUUGGGACCAGAGGGCAGUGAGCUGCGUUCAGGAGCUUCCUGCUCAGGGUCGCGUCACCUCAUUGGACCUGAGCUCCGACCGGCGCCAGCUGCUCAGCUGUUGCCGCGACGACUGCUUGCAGCUGAUGGACCUGAGGAGGUGGAGCAACGAGCGUGUGUGCUUCAGGGCUGAAGGCUUCAAAUGUGGCAGCGACAGCACCAAGGCUGUCAUCAGCCCCGACUGCAGCUACCUGGCAGCCGGAUCAGCUGACGGAGCCGUCUACAUCUGGAACAUCUCCACCGGCAGCCUGGAGACUCGCCUACCUGACAAACACAGAGCGUCCAUCAGCGCCGUGUCCUGGUCACUGACUGGAGAAUACGUCAUCAGCGUGGACAAGAGCAGGCGUGCCGUCCUGUGGAGCGACAUUUGAAUUGGUUGGUCCUGCUGCAACUCCAGUUGUCAUGGCAACAGGCUGAUCUGAGAGCAGCUUUGGGGAACAUUUACGGGUUGUUUUUUUACAUUUACUGUUUGCUUUUAUUUUUUUUUAAAGCUACUCAUUAUCAGACAGAACGGCAGUGAGACAUUUUUAAUAAUUUCUAAAAUAAUAAUGGAAC
Molecule: messenger RNA, 2075 nt
Organism: Nematolebias whitei (Rio pearlfish)
Lineage: Eukaryota; Metazoa; Chordata; Actinopteri; Cyprinodontiformes; Rivulidae
Gene: atg16l2
Product: protein Atg16l2
Exons: 18
Coding region: 113-1891 (592 amino acids)
Biological process (GO): autophagosome assembly; negative stranded viral RNA replication
Cellular component (GO): autophagosome membrane
Molecular function (GO): protein binding
Source: RefSeq, a predicted model, not a curated record